AUGUUGCUGAAAUAAUUUUAAGUUAAUAGGUAUUAUGUGGUGAUUCAUUAAAAAUUUGAGAUUCAUAAAUUAAUAAUUGGUUUAAAAAUUGAAAUAAUUGUUGUUGAAGACGCAAUAAUAAAAAAUGAAUUAAAGGGAUAUAACACUGUAAAUGCACAGAUAACUAGUGUGUUGAGUAAUGUUAAUGCAAGACUGGUGGAUAAUGCAAAUGUACUAACUGUAAGUGCAGUGAUUGCUAAUGCACAGAUAAAUAAUGUGUUGAGUAAUGCUAAUGCAAGACUGGUGGAUAAUGUAAGUGUACAAACUGUAAGUGCAGUGAUUGCUAAUGCACAGAUAAAUAAUGUGUUGAGAAAUGCUAAUGCAAGACUGGUGGAUAAUGUAAGUGUACUAACUGUAAGUGCAGUGAUUGCUAAUGCACAGAUAAAUAAUGUGUUGAAUAAUGCUAAUGCAAGACUGGUGGAUAAUGUAAGUGUACAAACUGUAAGUGCAGUGAUUGCUAAUGCACAGAUAAAUAAUGUGUUGAAUAAUGCUAAUGCAAGACUGGUGGAUAAUUGCAGUGAUUGCUAAUGCACAGAUAAAUAAUGUGUUGAGAAAUGCUAAUGCAAGACUGGUGGAUAAUGUAAGUGUACAAACUGUUCCUGCUAAUUGCCUUAAAAAUAAGAUAUACAAUGA
This is a messenger RNA of Paramecium tetraurelia, 672 nucleotides long. RefSeq lists its product as uncharacterized. The transcript has 4 exons. The record is from RefSeq and is a predicted model, not a curated record. NCBI's taxonomy places the organism in Eukaryota, Ciliophora, Oligohymenophorea, Peniculida, Parameciidae.